AGCCGGUGACCCGGAAGUAGCGGCGGAGCGGGCGUGAUGGCGGCGGCGAGGGCCCGGGCGGCGGCGGCGGUGCUGGAGGCGACAGCGGUGCCGCAGGACGUGGUGUUGUUCCGACACGAACGGGGACGUUUCUUCCGCCUGGCAGGGUGGUUCUGCGCGGGGCAGGGUCUCUUUUGGGCCUACCUAGCUCAUUUUGCCUUCACGGCGCUUCGCCCGCCUCCCGGUCCCGCUCCCGGUGUCGGUCCUGACGAUCCGCUUCGGCCCCGCGACCAUAAAUGGCGUUUGGGCUUCACCACUUCGUGCCUCACCCUCGGCUCUCUGAUCGUGGCGGCCGGUUGCCUGUUCCCACUACGUGCCGUCCGCCGGGUGACGCUGCUGCGGGGUGGCACGGAGGUGGCCAUCAGCACCCACGGACCUCUGGGGCUGGGUCAGGGACCCACCUUCACCGUCCCGUUACGCCACAUCUCCUGCCGAGCUCACCGCUCCGAGGUGCCGGCCGCCAUCCCCCUCAAGGUGAAGGGGCGACCCUUCUUCUUUCUGCUGGACAAACGGGGGCAACUCUGCAACCCCCGACUCUUCGACGUCACCGUCGGCGCCUACCGCAAGCUCUAGGACGUGAUGGGUGGCCGGGACCGUCUGCCCUUUGUCGCUGCCUAAUAAACCGUGAGCCGCCCC
Molecule: messenger RNA, 675 nt
Organism: Phalacrocorax carbo (great cormorant)
Lineage: Eukaryota; Metazoa; Chordata; Aves; Suliformes; Phalacrocoracidae
Source: RefSeq, a predicted model, not a curated record